Molecule: messenger RNA, 2301 nt
Organism: Musca domestica (house fly)
Lineage: Eukaryota; Metazoa; Arthropoda; Insecta; Diptera; Muscidae
Gene: AdipoR
Product: adiponectin receptor protein
Exons: 8
Coding region: 408-1736 (442 amino acids)
Biological process (GO): adiponectin-activated signaling pathway
Cellular component (GO): plasma membrane
Molecular function (GO): signaling receptor activity
Source: RefSeq, a predicted model, not a curated record
ACCCAUCUUUGUUUUAAGCAUUUUCAUUUCAGAAAUUGGAAAUUUUUAUACGUAUAAAUUAAAGUUGUUGUGGACGAUCGUGAAAAAUAUAAUUGGGAAAUAUAGUGUAAACAUAUUCAAUUUUCAAGUGAUUGCAGUCCCAAAGAUGAUCUUUGUACUUUCCGGACAAGGGAGUUCGACCCAAGAUAAGCGAUAGGCAAACACGAGAAUUGUAAAACAUUCCUUUUUACGCUCGGAAUUUACACAUAACGUUCGUUUAUCCGAAUAAAUGUCCCACAUAAAUUCUCAAAACUUCCCCAAAAUUAGAUAUCACCAGUGGAAUUUCGAAUUUCUUCAGCCCCCACGAGGCACAUUUCAUAGACCGCUUUCGAGAGAACCAGCGGUUACAACCAGUUUCACCAAUCGACAUGGAACCUUCCAAGAUCUUAUUACACCGUAAUACCUCGAUGGCAGAUUACUCGGAAGUUCGGACGAACGAUCCACUUAGUGAUCUGGAUUCGCCCCUUCACACACGUGCUGGAAAUAAAUUCAGCGAAUGUGAUCUUGUUGAAGGUGAGAUGGGGGUACGCAGUGAUGAUGACGACGAAUUCAUUUCGGCAGACGUCAAAAUGAUUCUUCGUAAGAGACGUGGAUGGGGUCAUGACGACUCCUUAAGCACUCACGAUCUGGAUUUGCUUGGUGAAGAUGAUGACGUAUUAGCUGAGGAAGAUGAUGCAGGUUGUCCAUUGCCUUCAACUCCUGAGGAUACGCAACUCAUAGAAGCUGAAAUGACGGAAGUAUUAAAGGCUGGCGUUCUUUCGGAUGAAAUUGAUUUGGGAGCAUUGGCCCAUAAUGCAGCUGAACAGGCAGAAGAAUUUGUGCGCAAGGUGUGGGAAGCUAGUUGGAAGGUGUGCCACUACAAGAACCUUCCAAAGUGGUUGCAGGAUAAUGACUUUUUGCACCGUGGACAUCGUCCUCCACUACCUUCGUUUAGUGCUUGCUUCAAAUCAAUCUUUCGUUUGCAUACGGAAACUGGCAACAUUUGGACUCAUCUGUUAGGCUGCGUAGCUUUCAUUGGCGUAGCAUGCUACUUUCUGUCACGCCCAUCUGUGGAAAUUCAAUUCCAGGAGAAACUGAUCUUUGGCGCAUUUUUCGUGGGUGCCAUAAUCUGUUUGGGUUUUUCAUUCGCUUUUCAUACGCUCAGUUGUCACUCUGUUGAAAUCGGAAGACUGUUUUCAAAAUUAGAUUAUUGCGGAAUCGCUCUACUAAUCAUGGGCUCAUUCGUACCCUGGCUUUAUUACGGAUUCUAUUGCCACUAUCAGCCCAAAGUGAUUUACUUAUCGGUCGUGUGUGUGCUGGGAUGUUUGUCAAUAAUUGUGUCGCUGUGGGAUAAAUUCUCUGAACCUGCUUUCCGACCCCUGCGUGCUGGUGUAUUCAUGUGUUUUGGUUUAUCCGGUGUAAUUCCAGCUAUACAUUACGGUGUGAUGGAAGGAUGGUUCAGUCAAAUUAGCCAGUCUAGCUUGGGAUGGCUUGUGUUAAUGGGCUUUUUGUACAUACUGGGAGCACUGCUUUACGCCUUGCGGGUGCCGGAAAGAUGGUUCCCCGGAAAAUUUGAUCUAUGGUUUCAAUCCCAUCAACUAUUUCAUAUUUUAGUAAUAGCCGCUGCUUUUGUACAUUACCAUGGUAUUUCUGAAAUGGCCAUGUACCGAGUAACUGUAGGCGAGUGCACAGUUCCCCAUGAGCCGAUUACUUUCUAAGACGACCAUUCUGCUGAAUACCUAAUAAUAAAAUAUAGAAAAUAGAAUAUAUUACAAACAUCGCCACCCACAAGUUAUUUAGAGUUCUCAAUCAAAACACUUUAGUUCUGGUAUAUAGCGCGAUGUCAAACAGUAUGGUAUGUAUAUCGGCAAAAGUCGUCCUCAAGAACAGUCGAAUAAAGUUUUCCGCAUAACAAGUGUGACUAUUGCCACAUCUAUGUAUCUAUCUGCGAACGCUACACAUCACAUUUCAUUCCCAAAAAUGUUGGCUUGCAUAUUGAUCAUAAACACAUUGUAGUGAAGAGUUAAAUACUUUUAAGUUGAUGCGAAGCAAAAUUCCAAACACUUUGAUAAGAAAUGUAUUAAAUGUUAAUCCAAAAUCAAAUAAUUUAGCAGCGUGAUGACACUUCUGUUCUGAAUAUAAAUAUUCAGACGAAAGGCAAAAUUAACGCUCUCUUAAACUUUAUUUAACCACAUACCGAACACAAAUAAAAUUUUUAAUUCUAUUUUUAUUUCUAAUUAUAGUAAAUGUAUUUUAAUAAAACCCAUAGACAACGUAUCAAAA